AUGGGACUUCAGAUUCAGGAUAGCAGCCCUGCUGUUAGAGGCCCCUGCGGGAAGGAGAGCCCCGCCGCCUCCUGGCAGCAAGAAGCGGCUUGUCCCAGUGCCCCACCUGGGAGCCCCAUCCCCACAGAGAAUGGCGAAGGGGCCCAGGCGAUGGCAUCGGAACUGGCAUCCAUGGGAGAGAGGCUGGAGAAAGAAAAUCAAGAGUUGAGACUCGCUCUUGGCAAAGCGGAAACCCGGAUGCAAGAAAAGGAAAGGGAACUAUGGAAUUUGCAGGGGCAGCUGGAGUUGAUCCGAGCUGAGCUGGCUCAGUGGAAGAAGCAGCGAGGCGGCCAGACGGAGGGCCUGCUUGGGACAGAAAAGGUGCCCUCUAGUGGCAGCCGUCGUAGCAUAAGCUCUUCCCGCUUGGAGCAGCCGGCUGAGAAACGGGGAGCUCACACCAAAUUGAAAGGCUUUCCCUCACCGAGCUCCCGGGCCCAGAGUACGGAGCGGGGCCGGGAGGAACUACAGGCCCUCAGAACCGAGGUUUUGAUGUUGCGGCGCCGCCUGGAUGCCUCGGAGAGCCAACGCAAAACCCUCCUUGAGGCUUGCUGGCAGCAAGAGAAAAGCCGGGCCUGGGCCCAGAAGAGGCAGUUAGGCCCACUGGUGGGAGCGGCGGGCUGGCAAAAGACAAAGGACUCCCCAGAGAUCCAUGGGGAUUGCCAGGCCCCCAGGAGCAAAGGACAGGCCUUGGCGGGCGGCGGGGAAGUCUCUGUGGCAGAAGAGGUUGAGGAGGAAAGAGGGGCACUUGAACCCGAGGCUGUGGCAGAGCCGGGGAAGGCGCUGGCCUUGGACGUAGAGACGUCUGAAACAGGAGAAGAUGCACCAGCGCCAGCCCCACGGCAGGCCCAUGGGAAGACUGAAGCAGGGGGCCAAGGAGGCAGGACCCCCGACCUGGAGGGGAAUGUGGAAGGUUUGCAGGAGAACCUCUUGGACUUGGCCUCCGGCAAAGCCCAAGCUGAGGCCCAAGCCAUCUUGGCCCAGGAAAAACUCCAGGUCCUGCAGGCCACGCUGGGGAGGCAGACGGAGCGGUUGGCGCGAGCCAUGGAGACCCAGAGCCGCCACGUGGAGGAGCUGCUGGCGGACGCCGAGGAGAAGGAGCAGCUGAUGAGGAGCCUCCGGCAGGAGCUGGAGGAGACCAAGAAAGCCUUGGAAAUGGCGGACGACGAGGGCCAGAGGCUGCGGGCUCUGCUGGGGCAGAGGGAGGCGGAGGGGCACCACCACGCAGAAAGCCCCUCAAACACCUCGGAGGUACGCGGAGGCAGCGAGGCCUCGGAGGUCCCUCUGGUGUCGGCCCAGCUGCAGGGAGGCAUGUUGAGCACUGCGGACGUUGGUCUAGCGGGACGUCUGCCCGAAGAGAAGCAGGUUCAGCCUGGAGUCCAGGAACAGCUGGAGGCCUCUCUUGCCCAGCUUCAGCAGGAAAACCUGGUCCUGCGCAAGGAGCUGGCUACCUGGGAGGCCUGGCACCAGAAAAGAGGAGAGGAGGACACCACUGGCCCCUUUGAACUGGUCGGCUCGGGAAAUGGCAGAGAAGCAGCCGAGAUGGCAGAUGUUCCUGAAGCUUCCCAGAAGAGAGAGCCCUUGUCUCAGGGGAGCCGGCGAAAUGUCCAGACCCAAACUGAAGGACUAGAGUUUGGCCAUCGGCGCAGGGAACGUGUCUCCGUGGCCUUUGAUGACACUCAGUAUGAACCCUACGGGCUCCCUGAGGUGGUCAUGAAAGGCUUUGCUGACAUCCCAUCCGGUCCCUCUUGCCCAUACGUUCUCCGCCGGGGCAUUUUGGGAAGUGCCCCCGUUGCCCAGCUGGCACCGCGAGCAGAACCAGAAGAGGAUUCCCCUGAGGCAGAGGAGGGGACGGGCGUCUGAGAACAGCCUACCAGCACAGGUUAUCCUUCUCUCCGUAUUGUACCACAGGAGUACCUGGCCUUUCCCACCUGCGCCAAUAUUUCUGCACCAGCCACCAAAAGAUGAGUGUCUCUGUGGGAAACCGCUGCUGUGGGCUUCCUUGGUUCCUGACCUGAAAGGAGAUGGGCUAAUGAUCUCUGCCACUGUGCACUAGAGUCUCCUUUUCGGUUCCCUGGCUGCCACGCUUCGUAAGUUUCUGAAAAGAUGAUGUUCCUUACAGGCAUUCUGAGCCGAAGGGGGGAAAGUGUUUUCAGUCUUCAUCCUCCCCCUGCCCCCCACCCUCCCUCUCCUGCAUCCUUCUGAUACCCAGAGGACCAUUUGGAAAUGAGGAAGGAUAUUUGGGGAACAUCCACUGGAAGAGACUAGACGAAAAGGCGGAAUCAUCCCUCCUGGAUUUAUACCACCCCUCGCCCAUCAUUGGAAGAGACCAUCUUUCCACAGUGGCCGUUCCUAUUUGACAGCCAAUCACAGACUCCAUAGCUCCGAGUGAGAAAGCAGUAGCGAAGAGGAUGGAACACAUGCCUGCAGUUGGUUUCCUGCCCUCUACAUUUAUUUAUUUUUACCUGGAAGAGCAGGGGUUGUUGCUGCUUUCCGAUCAGCAAUAAACAGGACAGCCCAGAGACCCUCACCUUGCCAGGAGAAUUGCGCUGUUUAAAAGAGGGUUUUUUUUUGUUUUGCUAUUGGAGCAAUGCAAAUGAUGGAAGAUGUGGCAAAAUCAACACGGAGCAGUGCAGUUCAGAUAACCGCAUGUGAUGGGCUUACACUGCACAUACAUGCUGUGUGGAUGCUGGCAAGCCACGAGUGUUUGUCACUUGCGACGGCCAAUAUAGUGUUUGCCCCCAAAGCCAAGUGCAAAAAAAAGGGUAAGGAUUCUGAAGCUACUCAAUAGGCAAAGAACAAAGCCAUCCUAAGCAGAAUCACUAUACUGUACAUAAAUAUUACACACAAACACAGGUUUCAGAAGGGGAGACAUUUAUAUCUUUGUGGGAGGGUGAGAAUCUACAGCUUUAUUAUUAAUAACAAUUACUGGAUUUCUUACCCACCCUUGUCCAUAAGGUCCCAAGAUAACAAGAUUAAAAUCAGUUAAAAUAAUUUGCGGUGGCAGGGAAAGGGCGGGUAAAUAAUAAUAAUAAACCUUUAUUGUCACUACACCACCUGUGUGCAGUGAAAUUAAACAAGCCCCCCUCCCACAUACACCCAGUCUUGUUCGCACUCUGUGUGCUUGUCGGAAGUCAAUUGCACCACUAUUGCUGCGGAUCCAAAACACGGGGUUGUCUCCAGAGCUAGCCCAACUCAGGAGUAGACUUGCUGAAAUGAAUGGCCAGGGUAAAGAGGCGUGUAUUCAGCAUAUGAUGGAAGCUCUACGCCGAAGGUGUCAUAUGGCAUCUCUGGCAAGAAGGAAUCCUGCAGCUUAGGGGCUGCCACAGAGAAUGCUGGCUGCUCUGUUGCUCUGCCCACCGCCGGUAUCCAACUGCCCAAGGUUGCCCCAGAAGAUCAGGUGGCCUUCAAAAGCCUCCCCUGAUUCAUCAGGCAAUGCCAAGAAUUGAACCUGGGACCUUCUGCAAGCAAAGCAGGUGCUCUACUGCUGAGUGAUGAUAGUUCCUCCUGCUGCUCCUCUACCUUCACUGGGGGCUGCUGGAGACUUGCAUGCCCUUGAGGACAGGCAGAAGCAAGGGGAGCCCAAGGCAUACAUACCCAUCAACUCCCGGACUGAAAAAUCCGGGAUCAGCAGCGGCGCGGCACCGGAAGUCGCUUCUACACAUGUCCAGACAUGCGUAGAAGUGACUUCCGGUGCCGGCGCUGCCCGAUUUUUGAAAAUCCAGGGGAAUUACGGGAUGUUUCGCCAUUCGGGACAACAGCGGGAAACGGCUUUAAAAACGGGGGUUUCCUGCGGAAAACGGGAGACUUGGCAGGUAUGGCCCAAAGCAGGGAGCACACAGACUACCAGCAACCCGCUGACAUGAGUGGACUCUGCCAGUCUUUCGUUCCAUAUUGUGUGUUUCUUUUGGUGUCUAAACUGUGAACCACCUUGGGUGCCUUGGCAGAAAGGCAGUAUCCAAUCAGUUAAUCAAUAAUAAAAUAAACCACACACACCACUCUGUCUUGGAUUCCUCAGUAUGAAAUGGCAGUGGGGGGAGAUAUUUCAGCCUUCCUGAACCAUCCUGACAUUGCAUUU
Messenger RNA from Zootoca vivipara (common lizard), 4114 nucleotides. The record is from RefSeq and is a predicted model, not a curated record. Lineage: Eukaryota; Metazoa; Chordata; Lepidosauria; Squamata; Lacertidae.